Closterium sp. Naga37s-1 is the source of this 1629-nucleotide messenger RNA. Lineage: Eukaryota; Viridiplantae; Streptophyta; Zygnematophyceae; Desmidiales; Closteriaceae. The record is from the annotation of a GenBank genome assembly.
AUGGAGCAAAAAGACACUCCUUUCCCCAUCGCUCCCUCGCAGCUGCAAAACCACUUUCUUUGGACGCCGAGAGGCAAGAGGAACCCUCCUCCACCCUCUCCCCCUCGUGCUUUCUCCACUACCCCACCAUCUCCCCCUCUCCCCCUCGUGCUUUCUCCACUACCCUACCAUCUCCCCCUCUCCCCCUCGUGCUUUCUCCACUACCCCACCAUCUUCCCCUCUCCCCCUCGUGCUUUCUCCACUACCCCACCAUCUCCCCCUCUCCCCCUCGUGCUUUCUCCACUACCCCACCAUCUCCCCCUCUCCCCCUCGUGCUUUCUCCACUACCCCACCAUCUCCCCCUCUCCCCCUCGUGCUUUCUCCACUACCCCACCAUCUCCCCCUCUCCCCCUCGUGCUUUCUCCACUACCCUACCAUCUCCCCCUCUCCCCCUCGUGCUUUCUCCACUACCCCACCAUCUUCCCCUCUCCCCCUCGUGCUUUCCCCACUACCCCACCAUCUCCCCCUCUCCCCCUCGUGCUUUCUCCACUACCCCACCAUCUCCCCCUCUCCCCCUCGUGCUUUCUCCACCACCCCACCAUCUCCCCCUCUCUCCCUCGUGCUUUCUCCACUACCCCACCAUCUCCCCCUCUCCCCCUCGUGCUUUCUCCACUACCCCACCAUCUCCCCCUCUCCCCCUCGUGCUUGCUCCACUACCCCACCAUCUCCCCCUCUCUCCCUCGUGCUUUCUCCACUACCCCACCAUCUCCCCCUCUCCCCCUAGUGCUUUGUCCACUACCCCACCAUCUCCCCCUCUCCCCCUCGUGCUUUCUCCACUACCCCACCAUCUCCCCCUCUCCCCCUCGUGCUUUCUCCACUACCCCACCAUCUCCCCCUCUCCCCCUCGUGCUUUCUCCACUACCCCACCAUCUCCCCCUCUCCCCCUCGUGCUUUCUCCACUACCCCACCAUCUCCCCCUCUCCCCCUCGUGCUUUCUCCACUACCCCACCAUCUCCCCCUCUCCACCUCGUGCUUGCUCCACUACCCCAUCUCUCCCUCUCGUGCUCACGGCACCCCCCACCAUCUCCUCCUCACCAUGAAUUUGCGGAGGGAGAGGGGGAUGCGGAGGGAGAGGGGGAUGCAGGGGAUGCGCCACCUCACAGCUCCCUGCUCCCAUGCGUCCUUUACCCUGAGGUCCCCGUCUCCCCAUCCCCCCUCUCCUCCUCCCCCAUCCACCCCUCCCCCAUCUCCCCCUCUCCCCGCACUUGCGCUGCUGCGCAUGCUGCCACCUGCGCGUGCGCUGUUGCCUACGCGCUCGCACUGCCGCCCACGCUCGCGCGCCUGUGUCGCCAGCACCACCAUGCGUUUCAAGCGGCUCGCUCGCUUCCAAUUAGGUGUCUGCCUCUCCUUCCCCCGCCUCACACCAAUUCUCUCCCACGUUGCUGCCUUCACCCAUCCCUCCACAGCGCGUCUCAACGCAGCCUCUCUCGCGCACGCCCUCUCACACCUUUCCCCCGUUUUCCCCCUUUUCCCGCCCGACCCCACCUGUCCCCACCCGUCCGCCUGCGCCUUCUCCCCUCUUCCGCCCUCCUGCCCCCCGUUCUCCCACCCCUCGCAUCAUUUCCGCCGAACCCAAACCACACGCGCUAG